AUGGUUUUCAGACCCGAGUGCAAACCAAUUCAGACUCGGUUGCUUUUUCCAAUUUGCAUGAUGGAUGCUGUAGUUCCACAUCAAGUUGAGCAUGACUUUUCAGAUGUAUUUGGUCCUGUACCAGUCCAGACCCCAGUGGAUUCAGCUAAUUCUGCCUCUCUCCAAGAUAGUACGGAUCCCGUCGUCAUUCACAACCUGUCACACUCUUUGAUUGGUCCUUCAUUCUAUGUAAGCCAUUCACUGAACCUCAACAAACUGACUAUUUAUAACACAGAAGAUUCAGUGGACCUAGCAGAGUACUGUCUCCAUGAAGAAACCAUCAAAGAAUCUCAGGAACCUUUUGUCGGUGACCGUGUCAUUGGGCAUCCUCUAGAAAAUGUUGAGGAGAGUUUCUUGAAGAGUGAGAGUGUAGGCAUCGAAGAUUUUGAGGUUUUGAAGAUUGUUGGGCAGGGUGGAUUUGCAAAAGUAUAUCAGGUGAGGAAGAAGGGAACCUCAGAAAUAUACGCGAUGAAGGUAAUGCGAAAGGACAAGGUCAUGAAGAAUAAUCUCGCUGAAUACAUGAAAUUUGAGAGGGAUAUAUUAACAAAAGUUGAUCAUCCAUUCAUUGUCAAGCUUAGAUACUCAUUCCAAACCAAAUACAGACUAUAUCUUGUGCUGGAUUUUGUCAACGGAGGUCAGCUUUUCUUUCAACUCUACCACCAUGGCCUUUUUUUGGAGGAGCUGGCACGAAUAUAUGCAGCCGAGAUUGUUUCUGCGGUGUCUCACCUUCAUUCAAAUGGCAUAAUGCAUAGAGAUCUUAAGCCUGAAAAUAUCCUAUUGGAUGCAGAUGGUCAUGCCAUUUUAACUGAUUUUGGGCUUGCGAAGAGCUUUGACGAAAACACGAGGUCUAAUUCUCUAUGUGGAACUGUAGAAUACAUGGCACCGGAAAUAGUUCAGGGAAAUGGCCAUGAUAAGGCAGCAGAUUGGUGGAGUGUGGGAGUUGUAUUGUUUCAGAUGCUUACCGGCAAGCUUCCUUUUACUGGGAACCGUCAGAAAUGUCAAGAGAAGAUAGUAAAGGAGAAAAUCAAGUUGCCAAGUUUUUUGUCAAGUGAAGCACACUCUCUGUUGAAAGGCUUGUUAGCGAAGGACACAAGCAAGCGUCUAGGUUGUGGACCUCUGGGAGGUGAUGAAGUCAAGCAGCACAAAUGGUUCAAGCAAAUUAAUUGGAAGAAAUUGGAUGCUCGUGAGAUGAAACCAAGCUUCCAACCCAACGUUGCCGGGCAGCACUGCAUCGCCAACAUUGAGAAUUACAGGACUGACAUGCUACUUGUGGACUCCCCGGCUGCUAGUCCGAAGGCUUCGUCUGGAAACCCCUUCUCCGGCUUUAGUUAUGUUAGGCCUGCAGCCUCUUAA
Messenger RNA from Rosa rugosa (rugosa rose), 1392 nucleotides. Its product is annotated as serine/threonine-protein kinase AtPK2/AtPK19-like. Bases 1 to 1392 code for a protein of 463 amino acids. The record is from RefSeq and is a predicted model, not a curated record. The transcript has a single exon. Lineage: Eukaryota; Viridiplantae; Streptophyta; Magnoliopsida; Rosales; Rosaceae. Gene Ontology annotation, molecular function: ATP binding; protein serine/threonine kinase activity. Gene Ontology annotation, biological process: protein phosphorylation.